Molecule: messenger RNA, 687 nt
Organism: Cylindrotheca closterium
Lineage: Eukaryota; Bacillariophyta; Bacillariophyceae; Bacillariales; Bacillariaceae
Source: the annotation of a GenBank genome assembly
AUGAGCCGCGCCACAUCAGCCGGAGGAAAGCCUCCACUGUACAAGAUUGUCAUGUUGGGAGAUUCCGGAGUAGGCAAAACCUCUUUGGUAGCCCGACUGACCAAUCCCGAGCGUCCCUUGAACCACGACAUUAGUGCCACCAUGGGAAUCGAAUUCGACACCCAGAUGCUCGACACGGAGCACGGCAAGGUCAAGGCGCAAAUUUGGGACACGGCCGGUCAAGAACGAUUUGCCCGUGUGCUGCUGCCAACGUAUUUUCGCAAGGCCAAGGGCGUCAUUCUGGUCUACGACAUUACCAAUGCCAAAUCCUUUGAAUCGCUCAGCGAACGCUGGAUGGCCCAGUUGAACGACCACGCUUCUUCGGACGAUUUGGCCAAAUUGUUGGUGGGCAACAAGUCUGAUUUGGAAGCGAGUAGAGAAGUUACCAAAGAAAAGGCGGAGCAAUUUUGUCAGGAGUAUGGAAUGGACAUGUUGGAAACUAGUGCCAAGAGUGGACAAAAUGUAUUGCAGUCCUUUGAGAAAUUGAUUGGGAUUGUGCACAAUCGGGCGUUGGCAGCCAACAAGUCUAAAACUGGUAUUCAAGGUAUGCAACAAUCUGGAAAUGCUGGAAGUGGUGGUCCAUCGACGGUCAAACUGGAAGAUAAUAAAGGAGGAGAAGCUGGAGGUGCCGAUGCGUGUGGGUGCUAA